Messenger RNA from Heteronotia binoei (common prickly gecko), 5282 nucleotides. It is a transcript of the gene MBD6, whose product is annotated as methyl-CpG binding domain protein 6. Gene Ontology annotation, cellular component: nucleus; chromocenter. The transcript has 13 exons. NCBI's taxonomy places the organism in Eukaryota, Metazoa, Chordata, Lepidosauria, Squamata, Gekkonidae. Bases 482 to 3694 code for a protein of 1070 amino acids. The record is from RefSeq and is a predicted model, not a curated record. Gene Ontology annotation, molecular function: chromatin binding; DNA binding.
UUCUCUGCUUCUCCCUCCCCGCUCCCAACCUCCACCCUCACCCCGGCCCCCAGUGCGCAUGCCAAGGAGGAAGCUCCCUUGCUCUACCCCCUCCUCUUCCUGGCACUGAGUCCAGGGGGGGAGGGAGUUGAGUGAGACAGGCACUGGGGGGGUGGGGGUGGAGAGCACCAAGGAUCUCCUGCACCCUGACCCCCCACCCCACGCGCCCGCUGCAGGGGGCACCACCCUGAGCCCCCCUCCGGGGAGGGGCGUGACGACAGAUUGGAGCCUGCAGCUGCUGCUGGGGAGGGGGCACCAUGAACCAAGGUGUUGGCUAGUGUGGCUGGAGAGUGGGCGUGAGCUCACCAGACUGGGCACUGCCUGGACCCCAGAAGAAAGGCUGCUUGGACUAUGAAUGCCAGAAGGGAGUGUGCCCACCCUUAACGCCGCCUGCCGCGAGGUUUGCAGCCAUGAGCAGGUGCCCAAGCGCUGAGGGAGCACAAUGAAUGGCGGCGAUGAUUGCUGUGGUGUGGAUCGAGGUGGGCGCCCAGCAGUCGCACCUGUGCCCGUGGGCUGGCAGCGCAGGGUGGAAGAGGGCGGGGUGCGCUAUAUCAGUCCUAGUGGCACAAACCUGGCUUCAUUGGAGCAGACUCGUGCGUACCUGCUGGCGGACGGCACGUGCAAGUGUGGCCUGGAGUGUCCCCUCAAUGUGCACAAGGUUUUCAACUUUGACCCAGCAGCCAUGGUGACAGGCAGCGAAGGUGCCAAGGGAGACGAGGACAUGACCAAGCUGUGCAACCACCGCCGGAAAAUUGUGGCAAUGGCUACCCUCUAUCGCAGCAUGGAGAGCCACGGACCGCUCAGCCUGCCACACCUGGGGCCAGGGGCCCUGAGCCAGCCGUCUCAGCCACCCACCCCAGGACCCAGCAGUCGCCCACAGCAGACUCUUCCCAGAAAAGCACCUGCUCCCUUGGCCAAGGUCCCGGAACCCUACCUGCAGUGCCCUUCCGAUCGCUACAGCAACACCUGGUCCGGCCAGAGCUCCUCUUUUCCACAACACCACAACGCCCUCUUCGGGGACGUCUUCCCAGGGCGCCUGCCUGCCACCACCAACGGCAACACCCGCCUGACCUUCCCCGCUGAAAUGAACGCUGCUGGGGGUUCCUUUGUACCAGGCAAGGCUCUCUUGGAUGCAACGCCCCGGCCCUAUCCCUCAAGUGGGCUUCUCUUCUCCUCACCAGACGAGGCGGUUCCAGGCCAAGGUAGCAGCCCCUGGAACAGCCGCCCGGUCCCUCUGGGGUCACAGACAAGCGCCACAGGCUCGCCUGCUCCCACCACCCUCUCCUCCGUUUCCUCCCCAGCAGGCAGCGCCGAGCCUUCCCCGCAACGCUCUCGGCAUUCCUCUACUUCCUCGGAGCAGGGCCUCGUCGGACACCGGUCAGCUCCCAAACCCUCCGGCUUGGACACAGGGCCCCCGGCCAACGCCUUAAUCAACCAAAGCAGCAAUAACCUGCCCUCAGUGCCCUUAGGAGUUGCCCCCGAAGGCAAAGGACCGCCCGGCCUGCUGCUCCUUCACCCACAGGGCCCAGGCUCUUUCCCAGCCAGUAGUUUGUUGAGCGCAGCCGCCAAGGCCCAGCUGGCUAGCAGGGGGCGUCCUGACGAGCUGGCCGUCAGCACUUUACCCAGCCGCUUGCUGCUCUCCGUGGUGGGCGGGCGGCCACCUCGGCGCCAGCACCGCUCCCCCACUGUCCUGCGCCUGCUCAAGGACUCCCAUUCGGGGCAGGCUGCGGCUGCCCAUUCUGAGGAGAUGCCGACCCGACAACCCCGGCCUCAGGACCAGCCGCCAGUGGGAGAGGCCAAGAAUGGACCCCCGAACUCAGCAGCUCAAGUUCAGCCGCUGUCAUCCCUGCUCAGCCUGCUCGGCCCUCCUGUGAGCUCGCCCACCCCCGGGCUCCCCCUGCUUCCCCCAACCCCUACCGGUGACAGCCCCGGACCAUUGCCUUCCUUUCAGGACUUCAACAGCCAGCUCCUCAGUCUCUUUGGACAGCUGGCCUCAACGUCUUCCGAACAGAUCUCAGGGAGCCCCCCGCAGCCAAAACCUUCCGUCUCCCCACUUGGUCCUCAUGGCCCCCAAGGUGCUGCCUCUGUGUCGCCUUUGACCCCCAAAACCCCUCCGGUGCCCAGCCCCAUCGCUGCCCCCACCGGUGCCAUGGAAGGAGGAGGCCUGGGCUGCCCGCUGUCCUCGGGCGCCGAUACUUUCCCCUUUCUAGCACAGGAACAGGCGCUGCCAUUUGGGAACGCUCUACCUCCGGGGCUACUCCCACUGGGCUCCUUCCCAUUCUCUCUCACUCUGGGCCCUGAGACACCCCUUCCUCCGAUUAGCCUGCAGGGGGAGCCAGAGGGACACCCCUUGCUGCCUCUGGUGCUGCCUGGCUUGGAUUUGCUGCAGCAACCGAGUGGACUGUUGGCAUCACUGCUGGCGUUGCCAGGGGCGCCGUGUGAGGGUGAGAGGGAAGCAGGAGCAGCGACCACAGAGCCCCUGCUGGAGCCGUUUGCCAGCCUCCCUGAAACUCUACAGCCUCUGCUUUUCCCAGCACUUUCAACCCCUCCAGCUGUCCUAGCUUUAAACUCAGCACUGUUGGCAACCAGCCUGGGCCCUUCGGAAACAGGGCCAGGCCCUACGCAGACUGGGCUGGCUAGCACUCCUGUGGCACCUACCUCCACUAGCACGACAUCGACGACUACUGAGGGCACCACCCCGGGCACCCCCAGCCCCUCAGGGAGGCUCAACCCCCUGAUGCCCCAGCUUGUCAACCCACUGCUGAGUACCACACUUCUGGGUGAUCUGUCGGCGCUGAACUCAGCCCCAGGGCCCUCCUUGAUUGGCAGCCCCCUGCUUCAGGCCCAGCAGCCCCUCCUGCCCCCCAACCUGCAAGGGCCUCUGGGACUCCAGCUUUUCCAAGGACAGCUGCCCCUCCUAGCAGGCUCCAACCCCCUGGCCUGCCUGCUCCAGAGCUUGCAACUGAGCCCUGGCUUUGGCGCCCCCGAGAAGCCAGUGCUGCCAAGCGAAGCUCCAGCCACCACGUUGCCCAGCGUCCCACCCGCACCAGAGACAGAGCCCAGCCACAGCACUGUGUUGCCCCCCUGCACGGACACUGCCCCCAUAAGUGCCUUAGAGACGCCCAGUAGCACCCUCGAGCCAGCCAGGCAAGGACCACAGGAGGCCCCUCCGGGGCAGGAUGCCAGCGGCUCCCCCUCCCCCCUGAAGCGAACCCGCCGCAGCUCAGAAGAGCUGAAUGGGGAUUCGGGCGGCAGCCUCCCACGUGGACCAGGGCGGGGCGGCAAGUCUGGACGGCGUGGCGGAGGGCGGGGCAGGGGCAGACGGCACUUCAACGGUCAGCUCCCGGAGUUGGGCACGGGGCACCUGUCCCAUCCCGCCUGGCGCUGCAAUGGAGAGAUGGUGGCCAGCAGCACAGAUAGCCAAGCAGGGGCAUUCGCUGUGCAGGAGAUCAAGGGCCCUCCCGGAAGGCAACCAUCCCGACGUGGCCGGAGAAGGAAAAGCAGCGGCUCCCAGCCUAGUGCCCGACCUGAGCCUACGCGGAUCCGGGGUCCUAGUGCAGAUCCAGGGCCCAGCCCAUUGGUUGACUACACUGUUGUGCGGCGGCCACGGCCCGGUCGGCCAGCCAAAAACAGGAGGAGGAAACUGCCAACCUAGCAGCACCGCUGGAACCGAGGGGGCUUCCACCACUGUCGACAUCUACGCAAACAGAGCCUUAGGACAUCCCACCAGCUUCUGACUCUCUCCUCCCGCCCUGCCCCUCCGAUGCAUCUCUGCUGCCCAGCCCCUGCGUUGCACACGUGCCUGGGUGGGAUUGGGGGGGUGGUGAGGGGAAGUUCCAGCCAGGUGGAGCUGCCGUCGCUGCUGCUGGGCUCUAGGCGCCUUAGCCAUGAAUGUGUUGUAGCUUCACCAGUUGCCUGGGUCCCGAAUCUCUCCAAGGGGUGCCCCUGAAAGCACAAGGUGCAGCUCUGCUCUUAGCAUUAUCCGGGAGGGGGGAGGGUAGGGGAAGGGCAAAAGGGGCACAAGAGCUGGACACACCCAUAGCACUUCGGGAAGCCAUUUUUGCAGCAUUCGGGGUGUGUGGGGGGAAGCGGAGUGGCCUCUUUUGCCUCCCCCACCCUGGCUUGCAGAUCUCCCCAUCCUGGCAAAUCCACCCCCUCCCCCGUUCGGUCUCAGAACCUCUGCAGGAGUAGCAAGGGCUGCGCGCUCCGGGAAGGGGCGACCCGUGCCCUUUCGCUUCCCACCUUACCUCAGACCUGCGUGCGCCACAGCACCCGGGUAAGAACCGGCUCAGGGUUUUAAUACAAGAAAUCGGUCUCGUUCUCUCCCCCUUUCUGCCUCGCCAAAUAACCCACACGCAAAAGAAUUCCUGGCCUCAGUGCUAAAGGUACAAAGCAAUAAGGAGAAUAAGCCACGCUCGCUCAGGGAGGACCCGCUCCCAUCGACAGCUCGGCAACUCAACCCACACACAUCCCACAACACGGUCUCCCCCAGUGCCACCGCCGAUGAGCCGCUAGAACAGUAGCGUUAAGGGAAAGCCUACAGGGUGGAAGGAUCUACUUUCUUCUUGGCUUCACGUAGGGCCUGAGAUAGGCAGGACCUGAAAUGGAAACUGGCUCACUCAGUCUCAGCUGCAUGUCCUCUUCUUCUACUCCUUCCCUCCCCCAGCCCGGUGCGAUUCUCAAAAGAAUGCUCAGGUCAUAGUCCUUGGGGGUUGAGGGGAGGUUUAGGAGAAGUUUGUGCUUAGAGUAUAAAUGAAUCAGACCCACCUUGGUCCACCUUUCUUCUGGUUGUCCCUCCCUUUCCCCCUCCAACACACGUACACACUACAAUCCUCUCAUCUCUGAAAGACCAAAAUGCUCCAUGCCUCCCCCCCUGGCUGCGACUCUCAAAAGCAUUAUGCAAAAGCACUGUGUAGAUACUGUACAGGUUGCGCUGUCCUUCCCCCUCCCCUCCCCCCCUCCCCUCCCCGCACUUCAACCAACCAACCAACUUCGGCCUUUGUUUUUGUAUAAAGAAAAAGAAAAAAAAGGAAUGGGGGAAAAUAUUUUCCUUUUUUGAGCUUCGAUUUUGUUUUGUAAAGAAAAAAAAAUUACACAAUUGUGAAUUGUAGCUUUUCUAUGGGAGCGACUUUUAAUUUAACAGAUGAAAAUAUUUUGACGCUUAGAUUGAAGUUACUGUUUAUUUGUUUAUUUUUUGGGGGUGUGUGUUUUGUAUCAAGUAUUAAAAUAUGUAUUUAAAAGAA